This is a messenger RNA of Arctia plantaginis, 759 nucleotides long. The record is from the annotation of a GenBank genome assembly. NCBI's taxonomy places the organism in Eukaryota, Metazoa, Arthropoda, Insecta, Lepidoptera, Erebidae.
AUGAAGAAAUAUACGCUAGAGGAGAGACCCAUAUGUAAUGCUGUGAAUGUGUUUCGCGAGAGAGGCAAUUACUUGCAGAGAUUGGAACAAUUCGAGAAGGCUAUUCUUGCUUACAAUGAAGCUCUACGAUGGAAUAGUUCAGACGUCCGCUCUUUGCUUGGUCGUAGCUUAGCGCGAAUAAAAGCUACACACUAUAAAGGUGCUUUGGAAGAUGCAGCGCAUGCAGCAGAAUUAGAACCUCAAAAUUGCAAAGCGUUACAAAUAAGAGCGCAAACGGAAUACGAACAGAGUGCCUUCGAGCGGGCGUUAGUUCUCUCUCACCGAGGUAAACGAUUGAGGAGAGUUCCACCAGAUUUUGAUGAGUGUGCCAGAUGCGCCGAGGAAACGGUACGGGAAUGUGCUGGAAAGACAGCCAGUUCUGUGCUGGAAACAGCUGUGGCUUUGGUACGGAAUAUCGAAAUUAAGAAAAUAUCUAUUGACGAAAAUGCUCCCAGCAAACGAAUCCACUUGCCUCGAAUGCAACCAAAGCAAUCAUUACAGGUUCAGGAGAUAUCUCGCGCGGAAAAACAGAAAGCCGAACAAAUCUCCCGUUUAAUGGCCUCGAAAUAUUUGGAACGAAUGGCACAUGACAAAUAUUUCUUAACGGCUCUGUGUAAGGACGAACGUCUGGUAUCGGCCAAUAAACAAAGCUCAAAGAAACUACAGGAAUUGGCAAAUAAAGCUCUCGCCGAUGUGGAGAAACGACAAGUACCUCAAUAG